AUGAAUCUCCCUUUUAGAAUAAAAUGCCCCGUUAGAGCGUUCCAUGUGGCUCGUCAAAUGCUCAACAGUGGUGUUAAUUCACAGGAUUCAUUUCUCAAGCAGGGCCCGAAUAUAAAUCUGAAUCAUAACGUUACAGGAAUUGAAAAACUACCUGAAGAGCUUAUUUCUGAAGGUAAUGGCUUCGAGUCUACCACUGCAGAGAAUCAAAUAGACACACUGAGAUGUUACGAGAAACUGCUUCGAAGUGGAUUCACUCCAAAGCAAAGUUCCUUGGCCAUUGAGUUACUAGUCCAUACCCUGAACGAAGAAUUCUUCGACCAGUACAAUCAAAAAUUCCUCCAGAAAACGGAAUUAGACACUCAGUCACAUAUGUUCAACGCGGCAGAGGCUGAACUUCGAUAUGCGGUUCAGAUUUCACGGGAGAAGGCUUUGAAUGAACAAAAUCUUAAACUGUUGCAGCUGAACCGUAGCUUGCAUUUACUACACGACGAACUGAACGAACAGAUGAUUAACCUACUAAAGAAAGAUUCCAAGGUGGAUUUUAACGAUCAUAAAAUAGAAAACACUCUGCUGCACCGCAACAUCCAUUUGAAAUUAAAAGACUGCAACCAUAAAAUAGGGACACGAAUUAUUGGAGACACCAAAUCAGAUAUCGAGAACUUGAGAUGGCACACGACAAGGAGUGGUCUUUUUGCCGUGCUAGGUUUGGUGUUUUUCAUCAUGAGCGGCGUUAGUAUAUCCAAGCGAAUAACUACUGAAAAUGAAAAGCCCGUGGAAGUUGUCCUUCACACAAUUGAACCCGAGGAGGAUUUACACGCAGGUGAUGAGCUGGAGGUCGAAUAA
Lachancea dasiensis is the source of this 843-nucleotide messenger RNA. The record is from the annotation of a GenBank genome assembly. Lineage: Eukaryota; Fungi; Ascomycota; Saccharomycetes; Saccharomycetales; Saccharomycetaceae.